CUUCCAAAGACAGUGAUAAGAUGACUCUUCAGGUGGCCUACAACAUGGAGGCGCCCAAAGCUAUGCUGUCUGAGUUCAAGGCCAAGAUCCCCGCUGUCCUGUCCUCUCUGAAAAGCUUCAUUGACAACAACCUACUGACAAGCAACGUGCUGGAGUGGAGAGACACCAUUGUGGCCAGAAUCAAUGAGGCCUACAACGCUGUCAUCAACUACGAUGUCCAGCUCAGCCAGCUCUCCAUCUUUUUCCGCAACUUCAUUGUUGAGUUCCAGAAAAAUGUCCAAGCUUUCCUGGAUGCUGCCAUCAAAGUGCUCAGGGAGACCCAGUUCCGUCCUCCUGGCUCUGAGGAGACGACCACCCUGCCUGUUGUUCUGAAGGAUCUGACCACCAGCAUUGCUACUGUUCUUCGCACCACCAUCCAAGUUGUCUAUGACAGCAUGGAGUACUACUACAAUGCUUUUGUGGACACCUUUAGCACCAUGGAGCUGCGCAUGCCAAUCAGAGAUGUGAUGUCCGUUGGUCAAAUCAUCGACAAUGUCAAAACAACUGGCAAAGGCAUUUUUGACCAAAUGGUGAACUGCGUGAACAACAUGGAGCGCCUGGAUACUAUACUGGUCAAGAUCAGCGAGAACCUGAAAGCGGUUGUAGACAAAACUCAAGAGUUUGUCGAUUCCAUCAAGUCUGACUAUCUGCAUGGCCUUUUGGCCAAUGUGAAUGCAGCAUAG
This is a messenger RNA of Periophthalmus magnuspinnatus, 722 nucleotides long. RefSeq lists its product as uncharacterized. Lineage: Eukaryota; Metazoa; Chordata; Actinopteri; Gobiiformes; Gobiidae. Gene Ontology annotation, molecular function: low-density lipoprotein particle receptor binding; cholesterol transfer activity. Gene Ontology annotation, cellular component: very-low-density lipoprotein particle; mature chylomicron; low-density lipoprotein particle. Bases 21 to 722 code for a protein of 233 amino acids. The record is from RefSeq and is a predicted model, not a curated record. Gene Ontology annotation, biological process: cholesterol transport; triglyceride mobilization; cholesterol homeostasis. The transcript has a single exon.